AUAAUACAAACACAUUUUUAUUCCAAAAGAGAGAGAGAGUAGUAUUUUCAUUGCAUUUUCUCACUAACCAUAACUUGUAUAUGGAUAUGAAUUAAUCCCAGUUGUAUUUGUUUAAGCAACGAAUAUGUCCAGCUUAUGAAACCGUACUACUGCAAAAUUACCUGGUAUUUUUUUAUCAACAGUUCAUGGGUAGUGGCUGCACUUGGACCUUGAACCAGUGAUUAGCUUCAAACAUUCUCAAAAUGGCUAUGGAAGCAAUAUUCACGUACCAUAGCGCAUCCAGGUGGCCAGUUAGAAUAGGAUGGUCACAUCACUCUAAACACUCUCUACUGUAGAGUGUAUAAGAAUAUUGGUCCGGUGGUUACCAUGAGCUGAAGUGUGAAUUGACCUAGCCAUCUAUCAAGGAAUGAAUGGUUCAACUGAAGCAUCAAAAUUCACAUAUAACAACUUUCAUUGCUGGAACCUCUUGGUUGCCGGCCAAUACCAUUGGGGGCGCUGUUCAGUUCUGGCCUUUGAAUUCCACAUUGCGCAUUACUACUUCAAUUUGUUUCAUGAACAUUGUUUUGUUCUUUCAUUGUGUGAUGAAAUGCCUUCAGCAAUGGGCAAUCCCUGCAAUUGUGGUAAAACUAUUAUUAACUCUUACUAUAAUUAUAAUACUAUUCUCUCAUGCCUGUCAGAAUAACAUAGUCAAUUGUACUCUAGGCCAAAUACAAAAACGCAGGAGCACACACUCACGCACUUAAUUGUACUUGAUUAUAACCAUUCUGAAUUUGAGUGAAAUUUGAUGUUAGCUCCCAAUCAGCAUUCAAAUGCAGCUAUAUGGUAUGAAGUGGACACCUAAAGCAUUACCAUACUUAUCUGUUGAUCAAGAACCUGUACCUUGAAUCUUCUGCAGUUUUAAUGCAUAAGCAUCAUCAAUGCCCAAAAGUCAUUUGCAACAUCUACAGACAUGAACCCUUGAGCACAAAGAACUACUUUCAAUGUCUAUCAUAAAAGUAAAGAGUGUAGCUCUUC
Messenger RNA from Rubroshorea leprosula, 1014 nucleotides. NCBI's taxonomy places the organism in Eukaryota, Viridiplantae, Streptophyta, Magnoliopsida, Malvales, Dipterocarpaceae. The record is from the annotation of a GenBank genome assembly.